Messenger RNA from Cygnus olor (mute swan), 2793 nucleotides. RefSeq names its product nephrocystin 3 (gene NPHP3). The record is from RefSeq and is a predicted model, not a curated record. Bases 780 to 1856 code for a protein of 358 amino acids. Lineage: Eukaryota; Metazoa; Chordata; Aves; Anseriformes; Anatidae. The transcript has 6 exons.
GUGAGAGAGAGUUCCCCACAGGGUCUCAACCUCAUAAAAGCUUGGGUCACAACCUGUAUGCGUGCAUUUGGCUGAGGAGAUUGGAGCCUUAUAAACCUGUAUAUCAGCUCGGUGCAUUGUGUGGCUUUCAAGGCCAGUGACAGACCCCGUGAGGUGGCAUACUUUGGAGAGAAAAUGGAAAAUUUUCGCUGGCUUUUCGGCAGGGCCUGGCGGCUUCGGGGGGACGCGAGGCUUUCCCGAGGAACGCUAAAAUGGCGGCAGGGCGACCGGGAGGGCUUGCCGUGCCCGGGGCACAGCAGGCACCCCUCCUGCACCCCGCUCCUUGUGAACAUCGUCGGAGAUACGCCUUUCGAGCCCUCCUUCCCCAUGAUCCACACGCCCUCCCGGCAUUGCAUUUCAGCUUAGCUCCUUUAUUUUGAGGCAAAAACUGAAAAUAACCCACAUUUCCUCAGAGCUUCCCGUUCCCUGCCCAUACCACCGCCAGCCGCCCCCCCGCCGCGGAUCGGGACGGGACGGGAGAGGACGGGACGGGACGAGAAGGAGGGAGAGAAAGAGGAAGGCGGCCCUUGCAGCGGCUUCCUCCCGCCCUCCCUUCCUCCGGCCGCCGCCAGGAGCCAGCCAUGGCCCCGGUGCUGGGCGGGCUCCGCGGCUCGGCGGGACCGGGGGAGCGGUGAGGGGCAGGGGGCCGCUGCUGGGGCAGGGAGCAGCCGCCUCCGGGAACGGCGCCUCCUCCUCCCCUCGGUGUUAACCCCUCCCCGGGUUAACCCAGGGGGUUAUCCAUGGGGACGGCGUCGUCGCUGGUGAGCCCGGCGGGCGGGGUCGGGGAGGUGAUCGAGGACACGUACGGCGGCGGCGAGGCCUGCGAGAUCCCGGUGGAGGUGAAGCCCAAGGCCCGGCUGCUGCGCGGCUCCCUGCGGCGCGUCGGGGCCUCGCGGCCCGGCGGCCUGAUCGGGGCCAGCUUCAAGUCGACCGCCUCGGUGCAGGAGCUGGAGUGCGUGGCCGAGUACGAGCGCCUGAAGAAGGAGUACGAGAUCUUCCGCGUUAGCAAGAACAACGAGGUGGCCUCCAUGGUGAAGAAGGAGGCCAAGCUGGACAGGGAGAACAAGCGGCUGCGCGCCGAGCUGCAGGCACUUCAGAAAACUUACCAGAAAAUACUCAGAGAGAAAGAAUGCGCGUUAGAAGCUAAAUACCAAGCCAUGGAGAGAGCUGCAACGUUUGAACAUGAUCGAGACAAGGUCAAAAGGCAGUUUAAGAUUUUCAGAGAAACUAAAGAAAAUGAGAUUCAGGACUUACUGAGGGCCAAACGAGAGCUAGAAGCAAAACUUCAGAGACUUCAGGCCCAGGGAAUCCAAGUGUUUGAUCCUGAAGAGUCUGAUUCUGAUGACAAUUGUACAGAUGUUACAGCUGCUGGGGCACAAUCUGAAUAUUGGACUGGAGGAGCCCUGGGAAGUGAGCCAUCCAUGGGUAGUAUGAUGCAGCUUCAGCAGUCUUUCAGAGGGCCUGAAUUUGCUCAUAGCUCCAUAGAUGUUGAGGGACCAUUUGCAAAUAUAAACAGAGAUGACUGGGAUGCUGCUGUCGCCAGUUUAUUGCAGGUUACUCCUCUGUUUUCUCACUCUCUGUGGAGUAACACAGUAAGAUGUUUUAUUAUUAAUACUGAUGAGACUCAACGAGAAGUGGAGAUCUUCAUUCAAAACUACUCACCAAAACUUCAAAGAAUCUGUGAGACAAUGGGCUACUUCUUUCAAGUUGUUCAUUUUCCAGCAGAAAAUGAAAAUCAUUUUAAGGAUGUAAGAAAAUGGGAAAUUGAAAAAAGUUCAUUAGUCAUUUUGCUCCUACAUCUAACUUUGCCAAGGUAAGUAUUUUCCAGACUGGUAAAGUAAAUGGAAACUGGUAAUUUAUGCAGAGCGCAUAGCUUAUUAGAAUGUAUGAGAUCCCUUUCUCAGUACAUUUCCAAAGAUGAUAUCUUCUAAGUGGUACUCCUUCAAACUUCAAGUUUACUAGUGCACCCAGUUAAAAGAAUGUAUCAGUUUUGGUCAUUUACUUUUUCCUGUAUCUUUAGAUUCUGUUAAAAUUCAGCAUGAAAGAUGCCUUCAUAAUAAGGAAAUGCUUUGCUUUCCAAGAUCAGCUCUCUGCUGUUCCGCUGGUCCCUCACAUGGCUGGCAUGAAUGUCUUCAGUGUUUUUCAUUUACUUAUCUAUCCUUACAUGUGCCUUGAUUUUACUCUGUCACACAUUAUUUUCUAUCUCUGUCACCUUUUUGGACUAAUUUCAUGGCUCCUCUUUGUGGUACCUUAUGCUAGCUUUCUACAAUUUAAUUUACUAAACUCAUAAUGUUUUAAGACACACGAUGAUGCAAUGUUUUCUAUUUGUUCGGUAAGUUAUGGCCUAACCUUCUAGAAGAAGACACUUAAAUUUCUAAAUGCAAAACACUGAACUGAAGAUAUUUUUAGAAUUGUGUUUCUAUGGUGUAUUAGGGAAUUUUGGGCAGAGAGUUUUAUUUCGAUGGUUUUGGGGGAAGUAGGGAUAAAUUUUGCUGAAAAAAGAGAUUAGAAAACAUAAAAAUUAAGGAUUGUGGAGUGGUCAUUCCAAAACAUCUGUAUGAAAGUAUAAAUCUGAAAAUACUGGUAUGCUCUAAGUUUCAUAUUUGGGCUAGAUUUUGAACUCUGGGGAUUUCAAAGCUGUUGCUUUAUUAGAGUAUUAACUAGACCUACUGUUUCUGUAAGUAAAACAUGUUUCCCCAGAGAACUAAAGGCUGGCUUAAACACUAGUAGACAAGAUUUAUAGCAGUGGAGUGC